Micromonas commoda is the source of this 1218-nucleotide messenger RNA. RefSeq lists its product with no specific name. Lineage: Eukaryota; Viridiplantae; Chlorophyta; Mamiellophyceae; Mamiellales; Mamiellaceae. The transcript has a single exon. Bases 1 to 1218 code for a protein of 405 amino acids. The record is from RefSeq and is a predicted model, not a curated record.
AUGGCUAAGCAACACGCCGCGGACGCCAAGGCCGCCGCCAAGGCUGAGCGCGCCGCCGCGGGACCCAAGGGACGCAAGCGCAAGGCUGCCGAGGACGCCGCGCUCGCCGCCAAAAAAGCCGCGUACGGCGUCAACCCCGCCGCCGCGGCUGCCGCGGCGGCUGCCGUCUUUGACGCCACGCUCCAUUCGAUGAUGUCGCCGCUGGGCGGGCCGACGCAGCAGCCGUCGCCGUUUGGCCUCGGCACCAACAGCUGGUACGGCCCGUCCGGUACCGGCUCCAUGUUCAACACCGGCGGCCACGGCGUGGGCAUGGACGGGGUGCACGGCGGCGCGCACAACCCCCCGAGGUCCCCUUACGGCGGCAUCGGCGGCAUCGACGGCUUUUUCGACGGCGUCGGCGAAGGGUCCAACCCGCCCAUCCACGUCGGCGGAUCUCCGGGCGGUUCGAAGAACAUGAACGGCGGCGGCUCCCCGCUCGGCGCGCUGUCCACCAUGAUGGCGGGCGGAACGUCCCCGCUGCUCGCCAACUUCCCCGGCAUCUCCGGAGGUUCACCCGGGAACCUCUACGCGUCCCUCCUGUCCUCCCCGGGGUCGAUGCGCAAGAACACGGUGCUUCGGUCCACCCCGGGGACGGGCGGCGGAAUGAACGGCGCGGGCGCCAUGGCACCCCCGAAGAGCGCCAAGGCGUCCGAGAAGGUCCAUGCCGCGGACCUGCCCCAGAUUGCCGAGGAUUCACCCUCCAUCUCCGGCCUCGGCGGCUGGUUCGACACCCCCGGCGGUAAGAACGCGCGCGGAUCCAAGAUUUCGCCCCCGGCUAACGCCCCGGUGCCGCGCAUGGCGGGCAUCUCCGCGGAGCUCGCCGGCUUGCAGUCCCCGCCGCACCUCAAGGGGGGCGCCGCGGCCAUUCCCGGGCGCCUCUCCAGCAUCUUCCGCCGCGCGGCGUCCGGAGCGGAUAUUUCCUCGCAGGGUGGCGUCGGCGUCAAGGCUACCAAGGAGCCCGCGGCGUCGAGGCGCGCGGAUGACGUGCUCGAGGUGAUGCGCCAGCUGGAGCAGCAGCAGAACGCGGGUGACUACGCUCAGGCGGAGCAGUUCCUCGCCGCUCAGGAGCGCAAGACUCGGGCGGGGGCGGCGGCCGCGGCGGCGGCGGCUGCGGCGAUGGGGGUGCGGGUUGAGGGCGGCGACGGGUUGUCGCCGAGCCAAUUCUUGGAGAUGCGCUAG